AUGGAGCCUCUGUUUGGGGCUUUGCUGGGUUUGAUUCUGGCAGUAGCUUCAUCAGCUCAGAACAACUGUACCUGUGUAACCAACAAGUGGACAGUAUGUGCCCAGGACGGAUCUGGGAACUGCACCUGCAGGCUGGUAGGUUCAAAUUGCAAAGUAGACUGUUCAACACUGACUUCGGAAUGCUUGCUGAUGAAGGCAGAAAUGAUCCCCCCGAAGGAGAAGCGCUUCCGGGGCUGUCCCCGUGGGCUGGUAGGUAAUGAUGGCAUUUACAAUCCAGACUGAGAGGACAGUGGUAUUUGCAAAGCCAGGCAGUGCAAUCAAACCAACACCUGCUGGUGUGUGAACACUGCUGGAGUAAGAACUGGAAAGGGGGACAAAAGCCUGAGUUGUGGUGAACUGGUUAGAACAAGCUGGAUCUCCAUUGAGCUGAAGCACAACAGGUCCAGAGCCUUUGAUGUUCCCAACAUAGCAAAGGCCCUGAAACAUCUGUUUGAGAGCCCAUACAAACUGCAUCCCAAGCACAUAGGAGCCGUUAAGUAUGAUUCCCCACUUACCUAAAUAUGCCUGAACCAGAAUGAGAAAUCUAGGUGUGAUGUAGAUAUAGCUGAUGUAGCCUAUUACUUUGAAAAAGAUAUAAAAAAAUUACUCUGUAUUUCAUUUGAACAAACAUUGACUGUCUCUGUCAAUGGAGAUACUCUGGAUAUUCAAAAACUGUGGAUUUAACAUGUUGGUGAAAAGCCACCAGAGUUUUGCAUGAGACAACUGGCUGCUGGCAUUAAUGCUGUGGUGCCACUGACUGCUGUAUUUGGCAUCACCGUGCUAAUUAUGCUGAGGUGGCUGAGGAUGAGAAAAUAUAAGAAAGUUGAGAUUAAAGAAAUGGGUGAAAUAAGAGCACCAAGCUCACAGCUACCCUGA
Molecule: messenger RNA, 915 nt
Organism: Leptosomus discolor (cuckoo roller)
Lineage: Eukaryota; Metazoa; Chordata; Aves; Leptosomiformes; Leptosomidae
Gene: TACSTD2
Product: tumor associated calcium signal transducer 2
Cellular component (GO): membrane
Source: RefSeq, a predicted model, not a curated record